CUGGGGGGGGGCGGGCGCCGCGGCGGCGGCGGCGGCGGCGACGGUCGUGGCUGCGGCCGGGGGAAGUGAAUGGUUUUACCCAGAGGGCCCUGCGCCGCCUUUCUCCGUUGGCACCGGCGCCGCUCCCCGCUCCUCCUCCCCGGCCAUGGCGUUCACAUUCGCGGCCUUCUGCUACAUGCUGGCGCUGUUGCUCACCGCCGCGCUCAUCUUCUUCGCCAUUUGGCACAUUAUAGCAUUUGAUGAGCUGAAGACUGAUUACAAGAAUCCUAUAGACCAGUGUAAUACCCUGAAUCCCACAGUUGAAAAGGUCAAAAAGAUUAAAAGAGUCAAAAUUGCAUUAAAGCUUGUACUCCCAGAGUACCUCAUCCAUGCUUUCUUCUGUGUCAUGUUUCUUUGUGCAGCAGAGUGGCUUACAUUGGGUCUCAAUAUGCCCCUCUUGGCAUAUCAUAUUUGGAGGUAUAUGAGUAGACCAGUGAUGAGUGGACCAGGACUCUAUGAUCCUACAACCAUCAUGAAUGCAGAUAUUCUAGCAUAUUGUCAGAAGGAAGGAUGGUGUAAAUUAGCUUUUUAUCUUCUAGCAUUUUUUUACUACCUAUACGGCAUGAUCUAUGUUUUGGUGAGCUCUUAGAACAACACACAGAAGAAUUGGUCCAGUUAAGUGCAUGCAAAAAGCCACCACAUGAAGGGAUUCUAUCCAGCAAGAUCCUGUUUCCAAGAGUAGCCUGUGGAAUCUGAUCAGUUACUUUAAAAAUGACUCCUUAUUUUUUAAAUGUUUCCACAUUUUUUGCUUGUGGAAAGACUGUUUUCAUAUGUUAUACUCGGAUAAAGAAUUUAAAUGGAAUUACAUAUAAAUUAAUAUAAAAUGAUUACCUCUGGUAUUGACAGGUUUGAACUUGCACUUCUUAAGGAACAGCCAUAAUCCUCUGAAUGAUGCAUUAAUUACUGACUGUCUUAGUACAUUGGAAGUUUUUGUUUAUAGGAACUUGUAGGGCUCAUUUUGGUUUCAUUGAAACAGUAUCUAAUUAUAAAUUAGUUGUAGAUAUCAGGUGCUUCUGAUGAACUGAAAAUGUAUAUCUGUCUAGUGGGAAACUUCUUGGGUUUUCUCAUCUGUCAUGUAGAUGAUUAUAUAUGGAUACAUUUACAAAAAUAAAAAGCGGGAUUUUUCCCUUUGACUUGAUACUAUCCCUGUAUAUUGCAUGAAUGAGAGAUUUCCCAUAUUUCCAUCAGAGUAAUAAAUAUACUUGCUUUAAUUCUUAAGCAUAAGUAAACAUGAUAUAAAAUAUAUAUGCUGAAUUACUUGUGAAGAAUGCAUUUAAAGCUAUUUUAAAUGUGUUUUUAUUUGUAAGACAUUACUUAUUAAGAAAUUGGUUAUUAUGCUUACUGUUCUAAUCUGGUGGUAAAGGUAUUCUUAAGAAUUUGCAGGUACUUUAGAUUUUCAAAACUGAAUGAGAGAGAAAAUUGUAUAACCAUCCUGCUGUUCCUUUAGUGCAAUACAAUAAAACUCUGAAAUUAAGACUCACUUUCAGUGGAUUGUUUGAGAUUACAAAUAGUGUUUCUUAAACUUGCUUAAUUUAUAAGCUGUCAUUUUUUAAAAAGUGGAGACAAUUUUUAAAUGCCGAGCCCAUUUACGGUAACUCUUUCGUCAUUUGACAAGAUUCAUAAAUGUGGAUGGCAUAGCGUCAUUUCUCUUACCAAUUAAGAAAAAUUAUGGUGGCACUUAAAAUAUUUUACUUUUAUUAUUCCUUUUUGGAACAGUCGGUUUUAAGGUAAAAUGGCUUGUAAUUUGAGUUUUUGCUGCUGCUUGUAAGGCAGGGAAAUUAUGGCUUGCAUGUUUUUAUAAGCAUAAAUAAAUCUUGUGCUUUAUUUGGAAAGAGGAACUUAAGGCAGUUGAAAAUAGUACAAGUGGUUCAGAAGUUUCUUGAGAAGAGGAUUGAAAGAAAGAGAACCAGUAUAUAGAAAUUUCACAUAAUGAUCAAGGGAGUUUAUGGAUGUGUUUGUGGAAAUCUUACUCUAAUAACUUGUUGGAUUUAGAUGCUGUUUUAUUCUCUACUUGUGGAAAAAAUGCCUUAUUUCACCAUGGUUGGGAGACAGAGAGUAGCUGUUAACUGUUCUUGUUAAUGGGGGUGAGUAUGUUAAGGAAGAGAUGUAGAACCAGAAGAGUGAGGAGACUCGAACCAUUCCAAAGCAAGGAAAUCUUUAAAGACCUUGUAUUUUACACUCUGGCGAACUCCUAGAGGGACCUGACUCCUCAUCAGUUCAUGCAAAAAAUUAUUUGCUGAGCAAUUGCUGGGCUCUAAAAAUUCAUACUUUAAGCACAAGCAAUCACUCAGUUUCCAGUCAACCUAAUUACGUCAGCAUCCAUUUAUUUUUCUUUCUUGUUCACAAGGACUUUUGAUCAUGAGAGACCUGGCCAAGUCUUCCAUAAUCCCGAUGGGUUUCCUGGGGCCGUUACUUGAGUAUUCCUGUCAAAAUAUUUUCAUGAACUUGCCUCUGUUAACACUAGUUUCCUUCAUAAGUGUUAACAAAUAUCCUUUUAAUAAUCUAUUCCAGAAUAGUCUCCAGGAGUAAGUUUACUGGUUGGAAUUUGUGGAAGCCACUUUCUCAAGUUUCCCAAAUUAGAUAUGUAGUCCUCAGCUGAUUCCUCAAAGAUGAUUGACAGUGAAGUUCACCCAUCUCUGUGGUAGGCUGUUAGGCACGUAAGUGAUUAGAAGACUGAGGACCUGCUCUCCUAAUAUCUACCCACUUUUACCAUAUCAGUGUUUUAUGAAUUAGAUCGCUUACCAAGAGAAAGCAGAAACAAAAUACUUGAAUCUCACAGUAUCGGACAGGCUCUUUUUAUUGCUCUAGAUUUAUUUUCCACAUUAAUCUCUUUGGGGUGGCCCUAGCCUAUUAUUCCUACAGGUUCAGCUGAGGCAUAGUUAGCCAGCUUGGGUUUAUAAUCCAGUUUGUGUUAAACAUUCCCUGUGCAUCAACAGCUGUUCAUUUAGGUACUCCUUUUUUUUUUUUUUUUUUUCCCUAUUACAGUUACUUUUGGUAUUAUGUGCUUAUCUUUAAAAGCUUUCCAAAAAAUUAGCCAGGCAUGGUGGUAGAUGCUUAUAGUCCCAGCUAUUUGGGAGGCUGAGGCAGGAGAAUCGCUUGAACCUGGGAGGCAGAGGUUCCAGUGAGCUGAGAUUGCACCACUGCACUCCAGCCUGGGCAACAGAGCGAGACCCUGUCUGGGGAAAAAAAAAAAAAAAAAAAAAAAAAGCUUUCUAUCUCUCCAAAACUGUUUUCCCCAUUUGUGUCUAUUUUAUUGUAUCUAGUGAAACACUGUGGUUACAUCUAUACCAGCUUUUUGUUGCUAUGGUUACUACAGAUUCUCCUGAAUUAAAGCUCUAAUAUAAUAAAUGUAGUCUGUUCAGCAUUUACUGAGUAAUACUACUAUAUCAUGGCAAUAUGGCCCUUUAAUACUAAGGAGGUAUAUGGUAGAAACUAUUUGAAUACUCAUCUAAAUGUUAUUAAUGAUACUUGGCAGUUUUCUCAAUGCUUAAUGAUAUUCCUCACUUCCCAUUCCAGGGGAGGGGAGGGUUUGGUUCCAGGCUAUGGACAAACUGCUAAUUUGUUUGAAAUGUGAAUUAUUUUUCAUGGGAAAGGGAAGUGAUAGGAAAUGACCAAGACCAUCCACUUUUUACUUGUGUAUGGAUCGAGUAUUAAUAGUAGUUUCCAAGCCUCAUUGAUUGUACUGUGAAUGGACAGACUUGCCAGUCAAGUUAAUGUACCCAGUUAAUGGUCCUUCACAUGGAAACAAAGUAUACAGCAGUUUACAGCAUAUGUCUCUCUUCAAGCCAGUUCAGUGUUUUCACCUUGAUAAUCACUCCUGCUAGCAGUUCUUACAAAGCUCUUCUCUGCUCCCCAAAUCAUUGUAUUUUGAAAAUAUGUCAAAUAUUUACAUAGAAAGGAAAUAAAGUUGUGCUUUGAAACCAGCAAAGUA
Molecule: messenger RNA, 3970 nt
Organism: Sapajus apella (tufted capuchin)
Lineage: Eukaryota; Metazoa; Chordata; Mammalia; Primates; Cebidae
Gene: CNIH1
Product: cornichon family AMPA receptor auxiliary protein 1
Exons: 6
Coding region: 146-628 (160 amino acids)
Biological process (GO): vesicle-mediated transport
Source: RefSeq, a predicted model, not a curated record